Molecule: messenger RNA, 1267 nt
Organism: Aplosporella prunicola CBS 121167
Lineage: Eukaryota; Fungi; Ascomycota; Dothideomycetes; Botryosphaeriales; Aplosporellaceae
Exons: 3
Coding region: 325-1158 (277 amino acids)
Source: RefSeq, a predicted model, not a curated record
CGCACAUACGCCCACACGCCAUGCCACGCCAUGCCACCCAAGGGCGAGGGAAGGGAGCUCCCUCCCUCCCGUCCGCAAGUGUUACUUUUUGCUUGCAACCACGGUUCAUCAUCGCACGCUGCCAACUGCCUGCUUGCUUGCUUCGCUGAGACGACAGACAGUGUGUCCCCCGCCAUCUUGUCACUGUCCAAUCCGUCUCGUUCGUCCUUUGUUUGCCUACCACCCACCCUAUCUACCUGUACCACGCACAACAGUACAGUACCUACCUACUCACUCUUUCGCACAACACAACGCAACGCAACGCAACGCACCUAGCACACAACCAUGACGCACGUCGUCGACCGGCUCUCGCUGACCGGCGCCCCCACGGCCGCAAUCCCGCACCCAAACUCAACCUACGACGCCGACACCGUCACACCCAGCAGCACCCACACCACCACCACCACCACCACUACCCGCACCCCCAACAACACGACCAUCGAGCGCACCGGCACCAGCGCCAGCCUCGCCUCCGACUCUCGCGCCCGCGCAAGCACCUCCGCCUCCAGCUCCAGCGUCAGCUCCAACAGCGCCAACAGCGCCACCGCGCCCGCGCCCGCGCCCGCGCCCGCGCCUUCCAGCCACGAUGUGGCGCCCGCCGCCGCUGCGCCAGCUCACGUCCAAGACCACCGCCACCAACACCAUCAAGAGCACCAGCCGCUCGUCGACGACCUGCUCGCGCUAUACUCGUACCAGCAGCAGCCCGCGGCGGCCGCGUUCGCGCGCUACGCCCCGGACGCGACGUUCCGGGACCCCGUGAGCGUGGCGCAUGGGCGCGCGGGCAUCGAGACCCUGUUUACGCGCAUGGGGAAGCUGUUUGCCGAGAGCAGGACUGAGGACUAUCACGUCCUCGACGGGACGACGCCGCAAGAGCUGCACCUGGAUCUGACGCAAAAGUACGUUUUCAAGUCGUCGAUCCCACUAAAGGAGAAGGGCUCGAGCAGGUCCGUCACGUCGAAGAUCGCGCUCAAGCUCGACCCUCGCGACGGCAAGAUUGUCGAGCAUAUUGAGGAAUGGAUUCAUGAGCCGAGCGACGAUGGAUUCUUCGGGAAGGUUCAGAAGUUUAGGAAGAAGAUGGAUGCGGAGCUGGUGGAGAGCACGGUGACGAGCGACGCGUGAGAGAAAGAUGGUACUAUGGUGGUGGUGACGUGGUGACGCGGUGACGCGAUGACGCGGUAACGAAGUGCAUGCAUGACCCAUGAGACAGGACCGAAGCAUAAGUGAAACG